Molecule: messenger RNA, 1549 nt
Organism: Ceratotherium simum simum (southern white rhinoceros)
Lineage: Eukaryota; Metazoa; Chordata; Mammalia; Perissodactyla; Rhinocerotidae
Gene: C35H12orf43
Product: chromosome 35 C12orf43 homolog
Biological process (GO): negative regulation of Wnt signaling pathway; Spemann organizer formation; Wnt signaling pathway
Source: RefSeq, a predicted model, not a curated record
GAUUCCCAACAAUCCUUUGCGAGGGUUCAAGAUGGCGGCGCCCAGUGGAGCCGUGAGUGAUGCGGAGAGCAGCAGCAGUAGCGACGCGGAGGAGCUGGCACGGUGCCGCGAAGCGGCGAUGCCGGCCUGGGGCUUGGAGCAGCGCCCGAGGGGGCCGGAGAAGCCAAGAGCCGAUGCCUCAAAUAAUCGGUUGCCAGCCACCCAGCCGAGCCUCAGGCAUAAGGUGGAUGAGCACGAGCAAGACGGCAACGAGCUGCAGACCACCCCCGAGUUCCGAGCCCACGUGGCCAAGAAGCUGGGAGCCCUACUGGACAGCUCCAUUACCAUCUCAGAAGUAGUGAGGGAGCCGACAGAGGCUGAGGUACAGAGGGUCGCCCCAGAGGACGACGGCUUCCGCCUUUUCUUCACGUCCGUCCCCGAAGGCCCUGAGAAGAGAGCUUCUCCCCAGCCCCGCCGGAAGCGCUCGCCCUCCAGCUCCAGCAGCGAGGACAGCGCCCAGGAGUGGCAGCGGUGCCGGGAGGCAGCUGUGUCAGUCUCCGACAUUCUCCAGGAGUCCGCCAUCCACGGCCCUGUCAAGGUGGAGAAGGAGGCGAGAAAGCAGAAAAGGAAGCUGAGAAAGAAAGCCAAGAAGGAGGCCAGCCCCGACUUGGCCGCGGCCACCUCCGCAAGCAAGGCCACAGUCGGCAAGCAGGAAAAGGAGUCACCCGAGCUCAACGGAGACCAGGCGUCACUUGGGACCAAAAAGAAGAAAAAGAAGAAAAAGGCAAAGAAGGGCAAUGAGGCUUCCCCGUUCCCGCCAACAAAGAAUGCAGCAGCCGUGCCUGCAAACUGACCCCAGCCCGUGGGCACGGAGCCCAACUACCCCAAGGACGAGGGGCCCGCUGGGGACAGGGCAUUUCCAGGCCCCGCCUCCCUCUCCAAGUUCAAGGACUUGGCUGGCAAGUCCAGACUCUGCCCGUGACUGGGGCUUGCCCAGGGGUUGGGGCAGAGACGUGAUUGCUGGGUGAGAAGCCUAAGCAAGGCCUACCCUUCUGUGCUCCCACUGGGGGCUGGGGCAGACCUGUGGUACCAGAACAUUCCGUGGCCUCAGGAAGGAGGAAGUAUUCGAGUUAUCCGAGACCGAUGGCCAAGUGGUAAAGCUUCCAUCUCCCCAGUGCUGUCUGAGGUGAGCAAGCGAAGGGACACCUUUUCCUUCGCCUCCAUCUCCUCAGCCUGGUGUGGGAGACAGUCUUAAGAAAAAUGAAGGAAGGGGUCCCUGAGAUGCCAAGGCCCAGAAAGAGUUUUGUACUUUUCCCUCCAGGCCACACAGACUUGGUAUAACAUUAUCUGAAAAAGAAGGAGAGAUUUUUUUUUUCCCCUCUAGUUUUCCAGAAUUUUCUUUCUCCACAUUUGUGAAUAUACCACACACGAUCAUGUCUCUGAGCCAAGUAGGUUAUCGAAAAUGAAUUGUUGAGGGACCCAAAACGUGACAAAGUGAUUUGGAUGCUGCCUCCUGGUCCGAGCUGAGUCUGGAUGAGACAUUUUAAGUGAGCAUUGCAGGGGGGGGUCU